Penicillium alfredii is the source of this 405-nucleotide messenger RNA. RefSeq lists its product as uncharacterized. Gene Ontology annotation, molecular function: ATPase inhibitor activity. The transcript is spliced from 2 exons. The record is from RefSeq and is a predicted model, not a curated record. Gene Ontology annotation, biological process: negative regulation of ATP-dependent activity. Gene Ontology annotation, cellular component: mitochondrion. Lineage: Eukaryota; Fungi; Ascomycota; Eurotiomycetes; Eurotiales; Aspergillaceae. The coding region runs from base 1 to 405 and encodes 134 amino acids.
AUGCAGAGUCUCUCACGACCGAUCCUUCGUGCAGCUGCUUCCCCAAAACUGCUGCGGCCCUUUUCUGCUGCCCCAUCCGUCAUGGGCGAAGGCGACCUGGGCUCCCCCAAGACGCGCGGGUUCCUCUCCGAGAAGGACCAAUUUACUCGACGCGAGGCUGCGCAGGAGGCCAUGUACAUCCGCCAACAGGAAAUCGAAAAGUACGCUCUACUGUGUGAUUUGGCACUCUCCCUGGAAUCUUUUUCUGUCUAUCUUUGGAUGUUCGUGCUUUUCAAACCCUGGCUUACCCCAUCCGGUAGACUCAACCGCCUGCGAGAGAAGUUGAAGGAACAGCGUCGCCACAUGGACGAACUCGACAAACAUAUUGAGGAAUUCACCAAGAGCCAGGGAGGCGAGCAGAAUUAG